AUGGCCGGUCUGUCGGACAACGUUCGUGUGGUGGUGGUCGGCGGGGGGAGCCUGGGCUGCCAGACCACCUACCACCUGGCCAAGCAGGGUGUCACCAGCGUCGUGCUGCUGGAGAGGGACCGCCUGACCUCGGGGACCACCUGGCACACGGCCGGUCUGCUGUGGCAGCUGCGUCCCAGCGACGUGGAGGUAGAGCUGCUGGCCCACACGCGGGACGUGGUCAGCCGGGAGCUGCUCGCCGAGACGGGGCCGCACACGGGCUGGGUGGAGAACGGAGGGCUCUUCAUCGCCUCCAACAAGCAACGCCUCGAUGAGUACAAGAGGCUCAUGUCGCUGGGGAAGGUGUACGGCGUGGAGUCCUAUGUCCUGACCCCGUCGCAGACCAAGGACCUGUACCCACUGAUGAACAUUGACGACCUAUACGGCACGCUGUACGUCCCCAAGGACGGCACCAUGGAUCCAGCUGGUACCUGCUCGACUCUUGCCAGAGCAGCAACAGCUAGAGGCGCUAUGAUCAUUGAGAACUGCCCGGUCACCGGGAUCCAGGUCAGAACCGAUGACUUUGGGGUGAAGAGGGUGUAUGCAGUGGAGACGGCCCAUGGGACCAUCCAGACUCCCUGCGUGGUGAACUGUGCAGGCGUGUGGGCGCGCGCCCUGGGCCGCCUCGCUGGGGCAAUGCUGGGGACUAUCUGCGGCUCUCGGCCCCCUCUCACCCUCCCCAUUUUUCAGAACAUGCCGAACGUUCGCGAUCACGACGCCUCGGUGUAUCUCCGUCUCCAAGGCGAUGCCCUUUCCGUGGGUGGAUAUGAGUCAAACCCCAUCUUCUGGGAAGAGGUAUCUGAAAAAUUUGCUUUUGGCCUCUUUGAUCUGGACUGGGAUGUUUUCAUGCAACACAUUGAAGGUGCCAUCAACAGAGUCCCGGUGCUGGAGAAAACGGGCAUUAAAUCCACUGUCUGUGGGCCAGAGUCAUUCACGGCUGACCACAAGCCACUCAUGGGGGAAGCCCCAGAAGUCCGAGGCUUCUUCCUUGGCUGCGGCUUCAACAGCGCCGGGAUGAUGCUGGGAGGUGGCUGCGGGAGGGAGCUGGCUCACUGGAUCAUCCAUGGGCGGCCGGAGAAGGACAUGUACAGCUACGACAUCAGGAGGUUUCACCACUCCCUCACCGACAACAACCGCUGGAUCCGGGAGCGGAGCCACGAGUCCUACGCCAAGAACUACUCCGUCGUCUUCCCCCAUGACGAGCCGCUGGCGGGGCGCAACAUGAGGAAGGACCCCCUGCACGAGGAGCUGCUGGGACAGGGCUGUGUUUUCCAGGAGCGGCAUGGCUGGGAGAGGCCGGGCUGGUUCAGCCCCGGAGGAGCAGCCCCGGUUCUGGAUUACGACUACUACGGCGCGUACGGCCAGGAGCGCCACAGGGACUACACCUACAACCGGUUGCUGGGGGACGAGUACACCUUUGACUUCCCCCCACACCAUGACAUCAUCAAGAAUGAAUGCUUAGCGUGCAGAAAUGCCCUGGCUCUCUUCGACAUGUCUUAUUUUGGGAAGUUCUACCUGGUUGGUCCAGAAGCAACCAAAGCGGUGAACUGGCUGUUCACUGCCGACGUGAGCAAAGCACCAGGCUCGACCGUGUACACCUGCAUGCUGAACAAACACGGCGGCGUGGAGAGUGACCUGACCGUCAGCCGGAUCAGCCCCGGGGACCCGGCCUCCCCCCUGGCCCCCGCCUUUGAAGGGGACGGCUACUACCUGGCUAUCGGCGGGGCCGUGGCGCAGCACAACUGGUCGCACAUCACCGCUGUGCUGCAGGACAUGAAGCUCCAGUGCAAACUCCUCGACUGCUCGGAGGAGCUGGGCAUGAUGAGCAUCCAGGGCCCCCUGAGCCGCGUCGUCCUCCAAGAAGUGCUCGACACUGACCUCAGCAACGAGGCCUUCCCCUUCUCCACGCACAGACUCGCCACGGCAGCAGGAUGCACGCACGGCGGUGCCCGGGGUUUGCUGCGAGGUUUUGCAGUGCUGGCUGCUGGGGUGGGCUCCUCCGUCUCGCCUGGGUACAGGCACUGGCACGCAGACCUGCGCCCCGACGAUACCCCGCUAGAAGCAGGCUUAGCCUUCACCUGCAAGCUCAAGUCCGCCGUCCCCUUCCUGGGCCGGGAGGCUGUGGAGGCUCAAAAAGCCAAGGGCGUCUUCCGCCGCCUCGUCUGCUUCACCACCGAGGAGAAGGUGCCGAUGUUCGGCCUGGAGGCAGUCUGGCGGGACGGCGAGGUGGUGGGCCACAUCCGUCGGGCAGACUUCGGAUUUGCCAUCGACAAAACCAUCGCCUACGGCUACAUCCGCGCCCCCACGGGGGGGCCGGGUGUGCUCCCCCCCACCAUAGAGGCUGGAGGGGGAGGGGUGCCGUGGCCCAGCGGCGAGGCAGCGUGA
Messenger RNA from Opisthocomus hoazin, 2424 nucleotides. Lineage: Eukaryota; Metazoa; Chordata; Aves; Opisthocomiformes; Opisthocomidae. The record is from RefSeq and is a predicted model, not a curated record.